AAUGAAUUCUGUAUCUGUGCAACAAAUUAGAACGCAAGUAUUUUUGUCAACAUGUCGGACAACGAGGACUUACUCGGCGAUGAUUUAGGGGACCACAGUCUCGCAGAUUAUAACCUCGGCAAUGAAGAAGAGGAGCAGCUUCUCGCUGAUGAUUAUGACAGUGGUCCAUCACAAAAUGUCCCCAGUUCGAACAACUCUUCAUACAGUGAAUCAGUGGACACAGUACCUACUAGACAAAGCAUUGAAUAUACUCAGCCCGUGCCAUACACACCAGAGCCAGAAUGUGUUGUACCAAACAUAGUAGUGGAAGUACCGAACAUGCCACAAACGGAGCACACAACAUAUGCACCAUUCAAUGAACCAUAUGAGCAAGAACAUGCAGUACCACCAGCCAUUCCGGCCGCCCCUGCGGAGUCACCACAAAUCGUACCGUCGGAGAUGGCCCCUGCACCGAAGCCCGCCAGCCAGCGCUCCCCGCGCGCGCGGAACAUUCCCGACUCGCUCGAUAAAGUGUUCGUACCGCGAAAUUCAUACAAUGGUCGCGGUCGCAGCUCGUGGAGAAACCCCCACUACCGACAGAACCAUCCCUACAGGCGGAAUAACACGUUCAGGGGGAACUUCGGUCAGCGCCCAUCUUUCCCUCCGCCACACAUUCGACCACAGAUCCCAAACCAACCACCAAUCAGACCAGAUAUACCAGAACAUCGUCCGGAUUUACCCCAAAUGGAUCGAGAAUUAUCCCCCGAGCGACCCCUUCCACCCCAAGAAAUGAUCCAACCUUCGAAUCCACAAAUUGAGAACCAACCUUACAAUCAAAACUUCCAAAGAUUCCAGUUCAGGAAUGACGAGAGGCCAAACUUUGGUCCAAACAUUCGACCCAACUUCGAACGUCCAAUGUUCUACCAGCGUCCUUACAAUCCAAGACAAUUCGGUCCCAGAGACAUGAUGCCUAAUAAUAUGCCCCAAGUCAUAAGACAACCUUUGCCCGUGAUGACGGUGAACCUGCCCAAGGGUAGGGAACCAGAAGUGAGAAUGUUGCCGGUUUUGCCCCCGAACCUACCGAACUUACCCCCUGGCGGGUUAGCUGGGAAGAAAGUUUUGAUCAAUCCUCACUUUAAAGGGAAUUUCCAACCGCCUGUCGAAGGGCUCCCACGAUACGUUCCGACGAGAAUACAAAAAAGCCCGCCUCUCAGUCCCACUCUGGAGAGCAAAUUCGGCCCCAUCAAGGACAUCGACGACGCGGCGGAGCGGUUCAUCGCCGAGCAGCGCAGCGCCCUCGCGCGCGCGCAGCGCCGCCACCGCGCCGAGCCGCAGAGAUACAUCGAGAACACGACGAUAGAGAUAGAGAACGAUCUCGCACGCAGCUGCGAGGAUCGCGAGCUGCUCCGGAAACAGGAGGAGUUCAUCAACGCCAACAGAGCCGGUCUGCGGAGACGGAUGCGCUCGCCGUCGCCGCCGCGCUCGCCGUCCCCGCGCCGCAGCCCCGAGCGCCGCCCGCGGCCCUGCGACGAGGAGAGCGAGUACCGGCGGCGCGUGCGCGAGCAGGAGUCGCUGCGCGAGCGCGUGCUGCGCGCCAAGGAGCUGCGCCGCCGCAAGAACGCCGCCGCCGCCUCCGCCGCCGCCGCCGCGCCGCGCGAGCCCGCCAGGGAUAAAGAUCAUCUGGACAAGGAAGUUCCGAAGGAAGAAAUAAAGCAGACGGAUGUAAAGGACGUUAAACAGAGCACCGUAUAUGCAAACGAUACUCAGCAAGUGAAGCCGGAUACGACGCGAAAGACACCGGAGAGGGAGAAGGAGACGGAGGUGGUGGAAGAAAAGAAAGAAAAGAGAGAUAGGUCUCCUAUCAAGGUCGUGGAGAGCGCUGAAGCUAAUUCUACUUGUGAGACGCUGACGCCGCCGCCGCCGUCGCCCGAGCGCGGCGCCACGCCCCCGCUGCCGCCCCCCGCGCGCGCCGCCCCCGCCGCCCCCGCCGGCCCCGCCGCGCUCGACAGCGACGACGACCUCGACCUCAUCCUCGACGACAUCGACGACAUCCUCUCCGACGACGACGACUCCGGCCGCUUCAAGGAGAAGGCCAGCAAGGAUGACGUACCCAAAACUGUUGAGAAGCAAGUCGACCUCCGCUCGAAACUACCGCCCAAAGUUGCAGAACCCAAGAAACCCAGACAGAAGAUAACUUUCAACGACAACAACGAAGAUAAAAAAAAGAAAGAUAAAUCGCCAGUUCGCCGAGUUGGCUUGGGAUCAAAUAAAACGAGCCACGCUGUGAAAGCUGACACUAAAACCGACAAGGAAAAAUCGAAAGUGGAAGUCAACUCCAUUACUAUUAAGUCGAGGCAAAAGAUUACAUUUGACAAAAAAGAUAGCGGGCGCUCGGCGCGGCGCGUGGUGCUCCGCGCGGCGCCCGACAAGUCGGUGUUCGCGCGCAUCGACGCCGACCCCUCGCAGCCCACGCCCUGCAUCUUCAGCCGCGCCGUGCGCACCGCCAUCGCGCCCCCCGCCGCCCCCGCCGCGCCCCCCGCGCCCGCCGCGCCCGCCGCGCCCGCCGUGCUCGUGCGCAACCUGCCGCCCGGCAUCACGGACACGCGGCUGCGCACGCUCGCCGCCGAGUCGCAGAGCUUAAGUUUGGAUAAAGAGGAACGCAGCGCUAUUAUAAUAUUCAAAACGGGUCUCGCGGCUGAGAAUUUUAAGAAGAAAUUCAACAACAAGAUGGUCGCUGCCAGUCGUUUGACUGUUACUUUACAAUAGAAUACAUAUUUAAGUUAACUGAUUAUUGUUUAACAUUCAAAUAUUUCAUAAGCCACUGCCACACCUGCUAAUUGUGAUAUCGUUACUGUUUUUAAUCUGUAAGUAAAAGGCGUUGCAAUAUGUAGGUCUAUUGAGUCAUAGGUGUCAUCCUAAUAAUAAAAUAGGUAUAUUAUUACAAUCUCGAAAUAUUUUUUUAACUUAUAAAGUUCGUAAGAAAUAAAUUAGUUUUCGCUAAAUAAUUCCAUAGACUCUUGUUAAUGGACCUUUAAAAACCAGUUAAUAACACAAGUGUAUGUGACAAUACGCCUUCUAUAUGACCAACCUUUUAAAAGUUUAUCUUACGCUACUCAAAAUUUGAUUUUAAUUUGACUGAUGUAUAGAGUACCUUCAGCCACUCAGGUGUGACCGUAGCUUUAUAAAUAAUUCCGCACGACUUUGUAAACGGUAAUUGCCAUUAACAUUUUAUUUUCUUCUAAUGAAAAUAUACUUUAUAGAUAUAUAAAUACAAACCAUGUAUAAUUAUUAUUAUUAAAUAUUUGUUUAUACUUGUAUGAAAAAAUGCUGAAGAUAUCAAUGCGUAAAAACAGAAAUGCAUAGUUUUUGGUUAAGUGAAAAUAUUUCCUAACGAAUUUGUAUAAACACUAAAAAGACAUUACAACAUUUUUGAACGGCAAGAAUUUAAUUUAUUUUUCUUUAUUGUAAUUAUGAGAAAUUACAAUAUUAAUAAACAUACAUACAUUUAUGUAACCGAAUAUAUGGUAUCCGUUUACAACGAUUUGACAUUUUUAAUUUUUUCAUAAAAUAAGUUUAUAGUUAAUUGCUUAAAUAAUGUCUUAGAAUAAACUAUUAGCCGACUUAACAUUUUAAAUUUUUUUUAUUACUCGUCAUUACCAAUAGUACCGACAGCAGAAUAAUUAAAUUUUAUAGUCACUAAAUUAUUUGGUCAAUACUCGUACAAAACAGAUGCACUUAAGUCGUUUUAAACGGACUCCGUUGUUUCUUUUUUAUGACUUGAGUAAUAUAUCGGUGAAAAUGUUUCGGUUUCACUUUAUUUAUCGAGAGAUUACUGAUCGAAGGCGAACAUUUAUUAAAUCUAUUAUAAACACUUAGUUCGAUCACAUGUAAAAUUUGAUAAUUCAUAUUGAUUUUUCCAAUUGAAAAUAAUUUUGAAACGUUUAACUUAUUUGAUCCGAAGCGUUGCCAUUUUGCAUUUGUGGAAGUCACUAUUUGUGACUGACUAUAUAAAUUUUUGUAUUCUGUAUACAAUAUUAAGAAAGUUCUAGUAAAUAAGUAUUUUAUAGUUUUCUGUUUAACAAUAGAACGAUUUGAUUAUGUUUUGUUGAUGUUGUUGUGGGUUCCUCAUAAUGUAAAAAAAUUUUAGUAAUUCGCGACAUACUUUUAAUUUACUUUACGUAUUUGUGUAAUUGUUUUAUUAUAAAAGUGUAUAUUUUACAUUGACUUUUUGUACACUAAAUAUGUAUCCGUCGCUUAUGUCAUGGUUGGGUUACAGACAUUUUUAAUAUUAAUGUUGUGAUUUAUUUGAGCUAUGAAAAAAUAUUUUGACCAAGUAUAGUCAUGGUGGUAUGAUUUUAAAUUAAAUUUAAACGUAUCUCAAUAUAUAUUUUAAGCGAACAGAAAAAAUCCUCUGCAUAUUACUGAAUAUGUAUAUUAAAAAAUUGUAUACCUCCUGGUGUAAAUUACAAAUAUUAUUGUAUAAUCUCAACGAAACAAAACGCGUCUCAAAAACAUAAUAGAAAAAAUUCAUCAUGUAUAAUUUGUUAUACAUUGGUACAUAAUACAUAUAUGUAUACUAGCCGGUCAUCUGACAUAGUAUUUCAACAUUAUACGAGUAUACCGUUGAAAUCUUAGUUUUUUUUUAAAAAUGUUAAUAAUAAUAAAUGUUAAUUAUGAAGCAGCACAAUUACUGGCAAACGAAAUAUGUAAAAUUCAUGUUUAAUUUUAAACCGUGCAAAGAGUUGUGUUACUGUAUAUUUUGUAUUUUAAAAAAUUCUCGUUUUAUAAUAAAUACCAUGUGAACGGCAGAGGAAAAACUGUGAAUAGUAUUAUAAGUACUGCAUUUCUAACAAGACCUUCUUUCACUUCAAUAGUAUAUGUACUUGUAUUCGGUUUUUUGUACUUUUUAACAUAUACAAUGCAUACAGGCAUACACACACGUAUAAGGUCCUCAUUGUAUUCUUACUACUUUACUAAAAACUUUGUCUAGCGGCUGAAUAGUUACACAAAUUUCUCUUCCUAUUAUCAGUGUGAGAUGAAAGAUUACAUAAGCAUAUACAUUCGAAAGAUGUCAUUACUUGUAACUAUACGUUUGUAUGUUUGGGGGGGGGGGCUGAUAUUUGUAUAUAAAUUUAAAUUUGAGUGUCAUUUAAAACGAAAUCAAAGAAAUUUUACACUGAGUGUAUGUAUUUUUUUUUUAUGGAUUAACAUAAAUUUGACAAAUUGUUUGAUAAGUAUUUGUGUUAAGACUUACUUUUAUUUGCGUUAAAAUGCACGAGCACGUUUUCAUUUGUUAACAUUUUUCUCGUAAACACUAAGGUAUCCAGUACUGUCCGCAACACACAGUGAAUGCCAGUUACGGACUUGGGGCUUUUUGAGGCGACCGUAAUGAAAUUUAUAAGUUUUGAUCCUUACCAGAACUAAAUUUGAAUGCGUAUUAUUUUGCUUGUACAGUCUUAAGAUAACUAAUUAAGGGAUGAAUUAUUUUAUGUAAAUUUAAUUAUAAAAAUAAACUAUAUCUAUACUUUCACGAAACACAAAGGGCGCCAAAUGAACAAAGACCUAAAUCCGUUCCUGGUAAUUUGAAUGUGCAAUUAGCUUUAAGUAGAUUCUCAACUCCUACAUUAUAUGUCACAUUAAAUAACAUCAAAACAUUUGUUAAUUUUUACAUUUCGUGUUUAGUUCCUGCAGAAGUUUUAAACGAGUGAUAGUUUACAUAAGUCUUAAGAAUUUUAGGUUUCUUAUUAUCAUACCUUGUGACAAAUAAAAUAUGAAUAGUUAAAAAAAGUUUAUUAUUUUGUAACCUGAGUGAGUCGAUCUCAAAUAAAAUAAUCGAAAUUGAACAUUUACAUUGUGUUUCAAUUAUAUCAU
Vanessa atalanta (red admiral) is the source of this 5850-nucleotide messenger RNA. RefSeq names its product titin-like. The record is from RefSeq and is a predicted model, not a curated record. The coding region runs from base 52 to 2745 and encodes 897 amino acids. NCBI's taxonomy places the organism in Eukaryota, Metazoa, Arthropoda, Insecta, Lepidoptera, Nymphalidae. The transcript has 19 exons.